This is a messenger RNA of Perca fluviatilis (European perch), 2173 nucleotides long. RefSeq names its product coiled-coil domain-containing protein 122-like. The coding region runs from base 78 to 923 and encodes 281 amino acids. NCBI's taxonomy places the organism in Eukaryota, Metazoa, Chordata, Actinopteri, Perciformes, Percidae. The transcript has 7 exons. The record is from RefSeq and is a predicted model, not a curated record.
AGUUUAAUCGUUUCGACAAAACCAUUAUCUUUCUAGUAAUUGGCUAACAAAGCUUCAUUACAGUGCAUUUCAUAGCAAUGUCAAACCUUAGAGCAAGUGAAAUUGGAACACAGGAUAAGUCUGGGUUUUCACUAACCAAGGCAGUGGAGGAUGUCAGCCAGCACAGCUGUGCCCAGACUGAGGCCCUGAAAGAGAAACAGAAGACACUCAUCUCCCUGCAGGCGACUCUUUCAGAGGUUGAGAAGAUAGGUGGGACGGCAGAACAGGAGCUGAGAUCUAAAGUGAGGGAAUUCCUAAUGCUUGAGGGUGAGAUGGAGCACCUGGAGCGGCAGACAAGAGUCCUGCAUGACCACUGUGCAUCCAUCCGCAAAGAAAAUACAGAACUCCAGAUUGGUAUAAGCGAGGAGGAGGAGAAUGCUCGCAUGGCACUGGCAGGGUUCAAAGCUUACCGAAACAAGAUGGAGGUUCACAGAGCAGCUGUUUUGCAUGCGGCGAGCCAGACAGAGGCCCAUAAAGAGCUGGAGGAGAAAAGAGCACUGGUCAGGAUGCUGACACAGAAGAAAGAGGAGCUGAAGGUAGAUUUGGAGGAUCCAAAUGGAAACACGGUGCAAAUGGCAAAGAGUGAGAUUGAUGCUCUGAAGGGGGAGAUCUCUUUGAUGAGGGAAACUAUAGCUAAAACAAGAGAGAAAGUGCAAAAAGAGCUUGAGACUCAUACCCAGAUAAAGAAAGACAUAGAGAUCCAGAACAGGCGCUAUGAAGCCAUUGUGAAGCGCCUCCGCUGCCAACUGAGCAGGGCCCAGGCUGCCCACAGGCAAAUGUCUGAAGAUGUCUACCACAUGGAGAGAGAGCUCGCCCAGCUCAAAGGGCAACUGAUGUCAUCUCAGGACUCAGCGGAAGUAACAGGUUGCUGUUACUACAAAUGAACAGCUGGGGGCAGCAGUGUCAACUAGAAAUCUUACUGUUAACUAACUGUCUAUCUAUCUGUUUUAUUUCAUCACAAAACCCUCACCUUGACUGUUAAUUCCCAACAUACAGUAGUUUGAUAAUAACAUUUAUUACCGAAUGUGUUCCUUUAAAAUGCACAACGUUUUGUCAGAGAGAUAACAGUAGAAGUAUUAAAAUGUUUUGUCUGUUAUCGCAUUUUUUUAAAAUUUCCUUUGAUAACAGGGCGGCUGUUCUGAGACUAAAUUGCAGGCAACAUCAGCCUGGCGUGGGAUGGGCUCUUAGGUCGGGCUGUGACAGUUAAUCGGUUUGUCCAGUCAGUGUCCACAACAAUGACCCAUGCAGAACAGAAGCCAAGUGUCUACUCUAACUGUCAGUGUGAUGGUGUUGUUUUGGUACACGCUGUUCCAGCUUCUGCUUCACUGGGUCGCUUGAUGGUCUGCGAGGUGACAGUCCCACUGCCGGCUAACAAGGGCGUGACUGUGCUACUUCAACGAUAACUCGAAACUAAUAAAACAAUGAAACUGCCUUUUCAGAAAAUUGUUGUCAUGUCAUGUCAUGAAUGAGAUUACAUUGCGCGGGUACUUUUUUUGUGCAGAUUUGUGUUGAGAUGAUGUGUGUGCCAGCUUUCCAAAUCUUACCUGGCAUAAUUAGUCAACCAUUAAAUAGCAAAAUGACCAAUUUCAAGACAAAUGCAUGCAACUACAGUAUUUGACAUCUAAAAACAAUGAAUCUAUAACAUAUUUGCGGUAGGUAUUGAGCACCAAACUGUGCGUGUACUAACCCACAGUACCUACAGCUUUAAUAUACUAUUAGGGAGUCUGGUUGAAUGUGUGGGAGGUGAAGGACAACAUGUGAUGAUUUACCCAAUAGUUAGGAGUGUUUUCAUUACCCACUCACAACCACAAAUUGUAGUUUAGUGGGCCAUUUCCUUAAAGGUGCCCUUGGGCAAUCUAUCCAGCCAGUCUGGCUGCCUGCUUUACCGCAGUACUGAUCUGUCUGGCUGACCUUAUUAGCAUGUGCUCUGCCUGACAGCCCUCUGCUCUGUCCUGUUGGCGCUGCUUAGUCCCCGGGCCCCUCCACUCAAGCUGUCAAAACACGCAAUCACAAUAUUACACGCAUAAAGUCAAAUGUGCAUCAAACUGCCCAAAACAUCCUCUUAGAAAGUGGAUGGACAGUAUAUAUAGAAAGAAACAUACUGCAAUGUCACUGGCAGAAGGAAUUUAUGACC